Molecule: messenger RNA, 2842 nt
Organism: Microcebus murinus (gray mouse lemur)
Lineage: Eukaryota; Metazoa; Chordata; Mammalia; Primates; Cheirogaleidae
Gene: VAMP1
Product: vesicle associated membrane protein 1
Biological process (GO): vesicle-mediated transport
Cellular component (GO): membrane
Source: RefSeq, a predicted model, not a curated record
CCGUCCUGGAAGUGGAUUGGGCCGCGGGGCUGCAACGUCAUCCGGGAGGCGUGGCCAGCACUAAUAAAGGCGGGCCCGGCGCGCCCGCCGCAGUUAAGUGCCGCCGCGGCUGGAGUUCGGGUGGUCGGCUGUGGGCGGAGCUCGGCGGUUCAGUCCACUUCAGCCGCAGCGUCGCCCAGGCGGUGUCUCGCCGCGGCCUCGGGAGAGGAGACGGACCCGCACUCCCUCUGUCAGAAAAAUGUCUGCUCCAGCUCAGCCACCCGCUGAAGGGACAGAAGGGACUGCCCCAGGUGGGGGUCCCCCCGGCCCUCCUCCUAACACGACCAGUAACAGACGACUACAGCAAACCCAGGCACAAGUGGAGGAGGUGGUGGACAUCAUGCGUGUGAAUGUGGACAAGGUCCUGGAGAGGGACCAGAAGCUGUCAGAGCUGGAUGACAGAGCUGAUGCCUUGCAGGCAGGAGCGUCACAAUUUGAGAGCAGUGCUGCCAAACUAAAGCGGAAGUAUUGGUGGAAAAACUGCAAGAUGAUGAUCAUGCUGGGAGCUAUCUGUGCCAUCAUCGUGGUAGUUAUUGUAAUCUACUUUUUUACUUGAGAAUGUGCCACCCCUUUCCUGUUCUCCAUUGCCACCCAAACUCAUGUCCUUCUCUCUCUGUCUGUUCUCUCAACAAACUUUUGCAUCUGCCUUCCUCCAUCCCAGCCCAGGCUUCUCCAUCAUCCAUGCCUCCUUUUUUGUUGCAUUCAUUUGCACUACGUCCCUCGACACUGGAAAUGCUGCUCGUGGCACAGUCUGGAAGUCACUACCUGAAGAGCAACAGCUGGUGCCUCCCUCCCACCCCCUGCUUAUGUACUGUCAAGUUCCCCCAGAGCCCAAAAGAGCUGGAGGUCAAGGGUAGGGGAAGGGGAGUGGCUCAGGUGAAGUGCCCAGGAAGCUGCCCAGACUUGGGGAGGAGAAGGUAUGGUGACCCUGGUGUCUCCUAGAAAGGACCGGCUGCUGGAAGAGACUAAACAGCUGGGAAGAUGGCGGCUCAUUCAGGGCCACCCUGGUCAUGUGGAGCUUUUCUCCUAGGCUAGGCAUGAAGAAGCUUAAAGUCCAACUUGGUUUUGGUGUAACACCCUUUUAGAAAGUGAAACUUGUUUUUUGCAAUUAUUUCUGAUCUAUUAGUCUAAGAUUUUCUAUGUCUUUGGGGAUCUUACAACUUUUUACUCUGUUCUCCAUAGGCCUGGAGAACAAACUUUUGUGGAUUGUGAAAAGACUGGGACUCUUGUUUCCAUCCUAGAAGCAGUCCCAUAUGCCUCUAACAGGAAGGAGCUGUCUGUUCUUCAUGUUUUCUGCUGCAUUCUGUUUUGUUCAUGAGGGUACCAAAUAAGUUUUUUCUAGCCAACGUUUUAGCUAGACAAAUACUUUCAUGUAGCUCUCAGUUAAUUGUUGGUGUAGAUGGAGAGACUGCCUGUUAGUUACAGAGAAAUAGUGAGUCAAGGGCCUAAUUUGAAAAUAACAAGCUCAGAGGAAGCCACUCUUGCCCUCUGAUUAAGCAGGGUCUCAUUAUUUCCUUCUUACUAAUAAAGAAACGUGAGGGUGUUAGACAUGAGGCUCUUCCAGAUAGCCCCAUGAGUAUGGGGGAUAAAAGUGAGGACCCAUGGACUCCUGUGAAAUCCUUUUCUCCACACCAUCCCCAUGUACUUGCCAAAGAUAGGGAUGAGGUGAGAGGUUCUUCCCAAGGCCUGGCCCAUCCUGAGGAUUUAGAGAAGUCCAGUAGACCCACCAAUUCCACCUUGGGGGGGAGGCGUGCCAGUCUGUGAUAGGUGUGCUGGUGCAUUGCUGUGCUGCUGUGGGGCCCUCUUGUCUGGCUGCCUCUCUGUUCUUCCUGUAGUAUGCUCCCCUUCAAACCACUCUUACCCAUCUGAAUUCUACUUUGCCUCCUUUGUUUCCCUCUUCUUUGCGUGGUUUGUGCGUACAGACAGUGGAACCUGAGGACGGGAGCUGCUCAGCGCACCUGAGCUUCAGGAUAGGAUGUUAUAUGGGAUAAACUCAGGUGCGAGGGGAGGAGGCAGGCUGGGAACAAAAGGGGAAAUACCCACCCCCUUUAUUCCAUCCUCAGUCCACAAGCAGGAAGAGGCUGAGGCCACACUGGGCUGGGGCUGGAUGCCCACGCUCCAUGCAGCAGCAUUUCACCGUGCAAACCCAUCCUUCCUUUUCCUUCGCCCCUGUUUCCCACAUCCCCUUCGUCCUGCCCCAGGGCAGGACUGAAGAGCUGGAAGAAAGCAGUCAGUGUACCCUCCCAACCGUCCCCCUCGAAGGUCUCCACUCUCCUCUGGGCUCCUCUUUGCCUAAUGCAGGGGGUCACCGCUGGAGAAGAAUCACCACUGUCCUCGAUGUGUCCCAAGCCUGGAGCAAAUCCACCCUCUUGGCCCACCCAGCCCUAUCACGGGAAUUCCUUCCUGGGUUUCCGUCCCUCUGAGGCUCACCAGCUAUAGUCGGCUUUGUCCUUUUAGGGGUGUUAGCCCUUCUACUUUCUUUCUCACCCCACCCUAUGUCCUCUUCUGUGUCCUUGCUGCCCCCCUUCCCUCCCACUACCCCUGUGCAUGAGCAAAUAUGCAACUAGCCCCGGGACUUUGCAGUCAAAUGAAGCCGAGCUUCCCACAUCUCCUCCUUCAGUUCGCCAUGAGAUGAUGUGGGGUUUCCACUGUGUGUCUGUCAUCACCUCUUUGUCUUUUUUUCCUAACCCCAAUCUCACACUUGUAUAGAGUAAUAACAGUUGUAUUUCCACCAAAGGCAUGUGGCAUAUUUACCAAUUUCCUGUAUUCUGAACAAAGGCCAAAAAAAUACAAAUUCCUACCA